Leptinotarsa decemlineata (Colorado potato beetle) is the source of this 1155-nucleotide messenger RNA. Its product is annotated as ER membrane protein complex subunit 2-A. The record is from RefSeq and is a predicted model, not a curated record. Gene Ontology annotation, molecular function: protein binding. NCBI's taxonomy places the organism in Eukaryota, Metazoa, Arthropoda, Insecta, Coleoptera, Chrysomelidae.
UGGAGUAAAAUACGUCCUAUUAUUACGUCACUCAAUAAACAGUAAUAAUGUGUAGUAAUCAAUUAUUGAAUUUAUAAAUUGAUUAACAAAUCGGAAAUACGGGAGUCGAAUUUUACUGGGUUAAGGUGCACUACACAUUAGUUAUUUUUGUAAUUAUAACAGUUUACUAUGGGUAAUCUGAAAGGAGAUUUGGAGAAGCUGAAACUGCAUAGAGAUAAUAAUAUUCGAGAUAGCAGAGAAGUUGUCCAGAUCUGGAAUGCAUCAAUUUCUUCUAAUAUUGAGAAUUUAGGGAAAGAAAAGCACAUAGUCUUAGAACAGAUAUGCAUUGCUGCUAUUGAUUGCUAUCAACUCAAGAUAGCAGAACGCUGCAUUCAAGAAUUAUACAGAGAGUUCCCAAAUAGUUGUAGAGUUCGGGUAUUGGAAUCCAUGUUUCAUGAAGCUGAUGAGAACUAUAGCAGGUCACUGCAAAUUCUCAAUGACAUCAUUAAAGUAGACAGCACCAACAGUUCAGCAAGGAAACGUAAAAUCGGAAUUUGUAAAGCACUUGGUAGAAAUUCUGAAGCCAUCAAAGAGCUAGUUGAAUACUUGAAAAUUUUUAUGGCCGAUGUUGAAGCUUGGCAAGAACUAAGCGAAUUGUACUUGAACGAACACGACUACGGCAAAGCUGCAUUUUGUGUUGAGGAACUGAUACUACACAAUCCACAUAAUCAUUUACUGCAUCAGAGAUACGCAGAUAUUAAAUAUAGCCAAGGAGGCCUAGAUAAUAUUGAGAUUGCUAGGACAUACUAUUAUCAAGCACUGAAAUUGAAUCCAAAGAAUAUGAGAGCUUUGUAUGGAAUAUACUUGUCUACCUCUGCCCUGCUGAAUAACCAGAAAAUUUUUACUGGAAAGAAGAAAGAAGCUGCCAUCAAAAUCAUCGAUUGGUCUCUCAAGGAAAUAAAGAACAGAUAUGCUGAGGUGAGCUCUGCUGAAAUAGAAGAAUCUUUAGCUGCACUAGAAAUCUAGGUAUUAGAGCUGUUUCAGCUCGAUUGAAUGUUAUUUUGAAUCGAUUUAUAUUUAAAAAAAUAUAUGUUGUGAUAGUCACUUGUAAUUGGUGUAAGAAGGAGAGUAUUUUUUUUAGAAAUGUCAUUCCAAAUAAAGAAAAUUCAUGAAUAA